Molecule: messenger RNA, 741 nt
Organism: Jatropha curcas
Lineage: Eukaryota; Viridiplantae; Streptophyta; Magnoliopsida; Malpighiales; Euphorbiaceae
Source: RefSeq, a predicted model, not a curated record
AUGUUUCGUUCACUGUACACUAAAUCACCAUCUCCUAUUUUGAGACAUUUUUGUGAUUUAAGGACCCAUUUGCGAUUUCUUACAUCUACACCACUUACCAGAUCUUUCUCAUCGACAAUUAGUGCUGUUAAAGAACAACUGAAAAAUACCUCUUUUACAGUUUCCUACCUCAUAAAUUCAUGCGGAUUGUCACCACAAGCGGCUAUAUCUGCUUCCAAGAAAGUGCAAUUUUUAACUCCAGAAAGACCAGACUCUGUUCUUACACUGCUCAACAAACAUGGUUUCACUAAUUCCCAAAUGGCGAAAAUUGUUAAGAAUGACCCACGGAUUCUUUUAUAUGAUUCUGGAAAAUUAUUUCUUCCAAAAGUUUUCAAAUUUUUCUCUCUAUUGGAAUCACUGGCCCAACCCUGGCACAUUGCACAAUUCAUAUCUUCAAACCCACCACUACUAAGCACUAGCUUAAGGAAUCGAAUUAUUCCUGGUUAUGAAUUCCUCAUGAAUGCUUUGCUAUUUGAUGAUGACAUGGUCAUUAAAGCUAUGAGUAAUCAAUCAAGAAUUUUGCGACAGGAUGUUGAAAAGAUCAGUGCCCCUAAUUUAUUGUUCUUGAGACGAAUUGGAACGCCACAAUCUUUAAUCCGGCAGAUCUUGAUGCAUCAUCCUAGUGUGCUGUGCCGCAAAGCUGAUAAGUUCCUCGAUAAGAUCAAAGAGCUUAUUGAUAUGGGGUUCGCCCUACAGGAAUGA